This is a messenger RNA of Adelges cooleyi (spruce gall adelgid), 1073 nucleotides long. It is a transcript of the gene Naa80, whose product is annotated as N-alpha-acetyltransferase 80. The coding region runs from base 282 to 779 and encodes 165 amino acids. Gene Ontology annotation, molecular function: N-acetyltransferase activity; acetyl-CoA binding. The record is from RefSeq and is a predicted model, not a curated record. Gene Ontology annotation, cellular component: cytoplasm. Lineage: Eukaryota; Metazoa; Arthropoda; Insecta; Hemiptera; Adelgidae. Gene Ontology annotation, biological process: protein acetylation. The transcript is spliced from 5 exons.
UUUACAAUAAAUUAUAAAUUACAAAUUUGUAGUAAUUUCUGUAAAUCACGAUAUUGGUAAAAAUAUAAUUGAGUAUUGCUGUAAAUUGUAAAAGUUAAUUACGAUCUAAUUAUCAGUAUACUGAAAACAUUUUAAAAAAUAACAUUUUUUUAAAUGUUCCUCUAUUGGAACCAAAUCUUUAAAACCUAUGUAAAAAAUGAUAAACUUCAAAGAAUUCCAGGAUCAAACCAAUAGAAGUAUAAAUUGUGAUUGAUUUUACUUUAAGUACUUAAAAAUGAGACAUGGAAGAAUUUGGAGUAUUGCAACUUCAUAGAAAUAAACAUUUCAUUAAAGAUUGUUGUGCUGUAAUCAAUUCUGAAUGGCCUCGUAGUGAAACUGCCAGACUUCAUAGCUUGGAGGCUUCAUGUGACACGUUACCAACAUCACUUGUGCUAGUAAAAAAACUUGAAAAUAACGGAAAUAAGGCUGUAAUAGGACAUUCGAAAAUUACUCCGAUACCAUCAAUGCUAGGCAGUUGCUUUGUUGAAAGUGUUGUUAUUGACCACAGAUAUCGUGGAAAAGGCCUUGGCAAAUUUUUAAUGUAUAAAACCGAGGAAUACAUAAAAACGUUGGGAAUAAAUACGGUGUACUUGUCUACUAAAGAUAAAGAAGAUUUUUAUUCCAAGCUUGGCUAUGUGAGGUGUCCACCAGUGUCCAUUUAUGGCAGUUUUUCAUCUGUACAAAAGUUACCUGUCAUUAUAAGUCCUUCGAAGAAGAUAUACAUGAAAAAAAAAUUAUAAUGAACAACUUAUAUUUUGUUUUUGUUAUAUUUUUUAAUUUACAAACAAGGAAUUAUAUUAUCACUGUUAUAAACGCAUGUGUGGCUAUUGCACAUUUCAGUUAACCUAACUAACAGUAUUACCUUUAUUAAUAAUAAUAAUAAUAAUAAUAAUAGUUUAAAAUUGUGUAUACUGUACAAUACUAAUUUAUAUAUAGUUUUAAAAAAAUUACAUUAUUUACAAAUUAAUUGAGCCAACGUAAAAUAAUCAUAAUAUAUAAAAAAAAAUUAACUAAAAACAAUGCCAAAAUACGUU